AUGACAGCAGUGCUGGUGAAUGGAAGCAGCAUGGUGAACUCGCACUACGCCAAGUGGGACCGGCGCGACAGUGUAGAAAGCGGCUGCCAGGCAGACUGCAGCAAAGAGGCCGAGGAGGGGCAGCCGCACCAGCUGACGCCCUUUGAGAAGCUGACACAGGACAUGUCCCAAGAUGAGAAGGUGGUGAGGGAGAUCACACUGGGGAAGCGCAUUGGCUUCUACCGUAUUCGAGGGGAAAUCGGAAGUGGGAACUUUUCCCAAGUCAAGCUGGGGAUCCACUCCCUCACGAAAGAAAAGGUGGCCAUUAAGAUUCUGGACAAGACCAAGUUAGACCAGAAAACCCAAAGGCUACUAUCCCGAGAAAUUUCUAGCAUGGAAAAACUGUACCAUCCCAACAUCAUCCGCCUUUAUGAAGUUGUGGAAACCCUAUCCAAGCUCCACUUGGUGAUGGAGUACGCAGCGGGUGGGGAGCUGUUUGGAAAAAUUAGCACUGAAGGGAAGCUCUCUGAACCGGAAAGCAAGCUCAUCUUCUCCCAGAUUGUCUCUGCCGUGAAGCACAUGCAUGAAAACCAAAUUAUUCACAGAGACCUGAAGGCAGAAAAUGUAUUUUAUACCAGUAGCACUUGUGUGAAGGUGGGUGAUUUUGGAUUCAGCACGGUCAGUAAAAAAGGUGAAAUGCUGAACACCUUCUGUGGGUCUCCGCCCUACGCUGCACCUGAACUUUUCCGGGACGAGCACUACGUCGGUGUGUAUGUGGAUAUCUGGGCCUUGGGUGUGCUUUUGUACUUCAUGGUGACAGGUAUGAUGCCGUUUCGGGCAGAGACUGUGGCCAAACUAAAGAAGAGCAUUCUUGAGGGCUCCUAUCAUGUUCCCUCGCAUGUAUCGGAGCCCUGCCACCGGCUCAUCCGGGGAGUCCUUCAGCCCGUACCCACUGAGAGGUAUGGAAUCAACUACAUCAUGAACAAUGAAUGGAUGAAAGGGGUGCCGUACCCCACUCCUUUGGAACCUUUCCAACUGGAUCCUAAACAUUUGUCAGAAACCAGCACCCUCAAAGAUGAAGAAAAUGAGGUGAAAAGCACUUUGGAACAUUUGGGUAUUACAGAAGAGCAUAUCAGAAAUAACCACGGGAGAGACGCUCGAAGUUCUAUCACCGGAGUCUAUAGAAUUAUUUUGCAUAGAGUGCAAAGGAAAAAGGCUUCAGAAAAUUUACCAGUAAUGAUACUACCAGAACCCAAGGAAAAAGACCUAAAGAAAGGGUCCCGUGUCUACAGAGGUAUAAGAAACACAUCUAAAUUUUGUUCAAUUUUAUAAACUGCAUCAGACUCUUGGCAAUUCACCAAGAUCACUGUUGCUUUUUAAUUAUUUUUCAUAUACGACUUGGGUGAGGACAUUUUUGUAAUUUUUAAAUAAAUUUAAAUUUGAGAUAUGCCUUCUUCCC
Molecule: messenger RNA, 1438 nt
Organism: Dipodomys ordii (Ord's kangaroo rat)
Lineage: Eukaryota; Metazoa; Chordata; Mammalia; Rodentia; Heteromyidae
Gene: Nim1k
Product: NIM1 serine/threonine protein kinase
Exons: 3
Coding region: 1-1311 (436 amino acids)
Biological process (GO): microtubule cytoskeleton organization; protein phosphorylation; intracellular signal transduction
Cellular component (GO): cytoplasm
Molecular function (GO): protein serine/threonine kinase activity; tau-protein kinase activity; ATP binding
Source: RefSeq, a predicted model, not a curated record